This is a messenger RNA of Xenia sp. Carnegie-2017, 3700 nucleotides long. Its product is annotated as NADPH oxidase 5-like. The transcript has 16 exons. The coding region runs from base 425 to 3391 and encodes 988 amino acids. Gene Ontology annotation, molecular function: calcium ion binding; superoxide-generating NAD(P)H oxidase activity. Gene Ontology annotation, cellular component: NADPH oxidase complex; plasma membrane. The record is from RefSeq and is a predicted model, not a curated record. Gene Ontology annotation, biological process: superoxide anion generation; defense response. Lineage: Eukaryota; Metazoa; Cnidaria; Anthozoa; Malacalcyonacea; Xeniidae.
AAUCAGCAGUUGUAGAAAAAAUUGUUGGCCAAAAAAAAUCAUUGACAAAGGCACUCUAAGCAGUAAGCGUUGGUAAAGUUAAGAUUUAAAAAACAUGCCAUAAGAAGUCAGUAGUUUGAAUGAGAAAAGACAUCACAAAUCAAAAGAAAGCAAUCGCGUGCUGAGUCAUUACAAACACAAAGAGAAGGUAGCAAGCUAUUAUCUACGGACAAGGACAUAUAUUUAUGGGAGAAGAGGCGUUUAUUAUGAGAUAAAAGUCUGAGUUUCAGUCUGAAGGACAUGAAACAGGCCAUACUUAAGACUUGUCAUAUUGUAUAAGAAAAUGGCGAGGGAAUGAUUAGUGCGGCUCAACAAACAUUGAUGAUAUAAAUCGUUCAGCUUCCGUAUCUUCAACUUUCAACAAUAAAAAGUCUCAUAUAAAGAAAUGAACGGUAUGGAAAAAACAGACAGACAUAGUUUACUGCCCGAGGAAAAUCAAAACGAAGAAGUUUUGAUUAAAAGAAGGGAUAGGCCUUUAUCCAUUCAGAUCCCGGCGCCAGGCGAGAGUCGUGCAUCUCAGAGCAGUCCAAUUAAACGAGUAGAAAAAAAGACUAUAAACAGAAGAUCUACCUGGUUUGAAAAAGCAUUUGAUGCAGUAGGAAACAAUGGAGUUAUCGAUAAAUUGCUAUUCAUCAAAGCAACUCAUGAUAUUGAGGACUUCGUUCGGAAUCUUUUUGAACUUUUUGACACCGAGAAACGUGGUUAUAUCAGCAUACAAGAAUUUAUUGGAGGACUUCGACUUCUAAUGGCAAAAAGUGGUAAAACACAUGGAGAGAAAACCCUUCAAUGGUUCACAAGUUAUUUCAUGAAGAAUAAUUAUCACGAUAGUUGCGAAAUACAAUUUGAGGACUUUAAAAAGGCAUUCGAAAAUAAAGCGUUCACAGAAAAACUGUUUGGACUCCUCGAUCGAAACUCGGAUGGUGUAAUUGAUAUCAAUGAAUUCAUCGGUAGCUUGGAUCGUUUGGAAUGUGCUACCAGUGACACCAAGUGGUUUGAAUGGAUUGAAGAACAUUUCAAUGUUUCUUCACUUGAAGGCCGGAAGAUAACAUUGGAGCAAUUCAAAGAAACUUUACAACUAGAGCAGGUGUUUUUUGCGGAAAGAUUUUUCAUGUUAUUUGAUAAGAAUGGAGAUGGAAAAAUUGACAUGAAAGAGCUUAUCGAAGGAUUGGAACUCUUAAAAAAUGGAAAUGUUGCUGACAAACUAACAUUUCUAUUUCGCGUUUAUGAUUUAGAUGGUAAUGGCUAUUUAAAUAGAGAGGAAAUGAAAACCAUACUUCUCUCAGGGAUGAAAGAAAGUAAAUUAAGAUUAGAUGAUCAACAAGUUGAUGAACUGAUGGAGGUUAUUUUUGAAGAAGUGAGCUCCAAGUACGAGGGUCUCAUUGGAUUGGAAGAAUUUAAAAAUUUUCUCUUGAAAUAUCCUGGAGUCGCUGAAAAUUUAUCAGUCAGUGUUGGCCAUUUAUUGCAACCACCUCCAAAGAAAGCGAAAAAACCCGUCUCCAAAUUAUUUCCAAAACAUUUGCGCUGGAGUUAUAUUCAUCAAAAUCCAUCGAAAGUUAUCACUGUUCUUUUCUAUAUCUUAUUCAAUGCUGCCUUGUUCAUUUGGGUAGCAUUAGAAAGACACAAUGAAGGCGUUUGGUCAAUCAUUGCUAGAACUCAUGGAAUGUGUCUAAACUUUAACAGCGUGCUUAUAUUGAUGUUGAUGUUAAAAAGUUCUUUAACUUGGCUACGUUCAACAUGGAUUGGAAAGUAUCUUCCCAUAGACCAACAUAUUCUUUAUCAUAAAGCAGUAGCCACCAUUAUUCUCGUCUUAUCCAUUCUUCAUUGUGCUGGUCAUGUUGGAAGAUAUGCAACAAUGAAGCCAACUUAUCCAAAUGACACACACUUCGAAAUGUGGGAAUAUAUGCUAACAUUGAGAACUCCUGAAGGCUGGGUUGGUGGUUCAGCUGGUAUAACUGGAGUUUUACUUUUGGUUAUUCUUGGAAUUAUAUGUAUUUUAUCGCAACCUUUUGUUCGAGAGAAGGGAUAUUUUGAGUUAUUUUAUUUCUCACAUCAUUUGUACAUCAUCUGGUGGACUUUGUUAAUAAUACAUGCUCCAAACUUCUGGAAAUGGUUUAUUGCUCCAGCUGUUGUAUAUCUUGCUGAAAGAUUGUGGAGUGUACGCAUAGUUAGCCGUGCUCGUUACGGAAAAACUUUCAUUCAGGAAGGAAUCACUUACCCUUCGAAGGUAACUCACUUGGUAAUCAAACGACCUGCAAAUUUUGACUACAAGCCAGGUGACUACGUUCUUGUAAACAUUCCAAAGAUAGCCAAGUACGAAUGGCAUCCAUUUACGAUAAGCAGCUCACCUGAGCAAUCCAGUAACAUCUGGUUGCAUAUUCGUGCAGUGGGAACAUGGACAAAGAAAUUGUAUGAUCAUUAUGAGAAGGAGGAAGAAGAAGAAUGCAGAAGAACAUCGUUAAAGAGAGCGGUUAUCAGAAGACGGAAAAAUAUCAAAGUUAGGGAAAGCGAGAGAGACAAUGAAUUAUCUGCAAGUGAACAAAGAGCUAAAAGCAUUCGACGCAAAAGGCUUGGCAUCAUUGACGAAGAUGGCGACGAGAAUGAACUAAGAGAAGUGAUUUUUGAAGCAAAAACAAGUUCGUUGAGAAGAAGUGUUAAGAAAAGAAUAAAUAAAAAACAGAACAUUGAGCUUGUGAAAUUUUCUGGUCUGAAACGGAAUACCAUUACUAAAGAUAGCAAACUAUUGAUCUAUCUUAAUGGACCAUACGGUACACCUUCAACAGACUUCUCAGAGGCGGAGCAUGCAGUACUUAUUUCCUGCGGUAUUGGCGUGACACCUUUCGCAUCCAUUCUCAAAACAAUCAUGUUGCGUUAUCAACACGCAUCCCAUUCAUGCCCCAAGUGUUCCUUCUCAUGGGUUGGUAAAGUCCCCUUCUCACUAAGAAAAUUACAAAAGGUGGAUUUCUUCUGGAUAAAUCGUGAUCAAUACUCAUUUGAAUGGUUCCUAAGUUUGCUUAAAGAAUUAGAAGUUCAACAAUCGGAGCACGAAGGCGUCUUUAGCGAACAUUUCCUGGAUAUGCAUAUUUAUAUGACGUCAGCAUUACGUAAACAGGAUAUGAAAGCAUUGGGUCUGCAACUCGCACUUGAAUUGCUUCAUGAAAAAAGAGAUUUAAUAACUGGUUUACGAACAAGGACUAACGCAGGCAGACCUGACUGGGAUGAGGUGUUUUCAGAGUUGAAAGAAAUGGAAAAUGGGCACAUCACUGUUUUUUACUGUGGAAAUGCUGCUCUUGGAAAAAUUCUCAAAAACCUUUGUCAUAAAUACCAUUUUGGAUUUAAAAAAGAAAACUUUUAAAAGGUUUAUUGUUUACAACAUGAAACGUUAAAUACUGUGCCGUGUGCUGUAACGUAAACAGAUAUGUUUGAAAGAUACUUUUGAAAGUUUGUGAAAUCCUAAUGCACAUCAGUAAUUUUAAUUGACAAAUGUUCGUGCAAAUAGUGUACUUUCUAAAGCAGUAGAGGACACUAGAAAAAUUGAUCUAUUUAUACUAAAACAAGUAUAACCGACGUUUUAGAUUUGAUUUGAUACACAUCUUCUACAUAGAUGAUAUUCAGUUUAUCAACAAUCAACAAAACAUUCCUGUGUGAACAGAGAUCUCUUUAA